UCACUUCUUCCUUUCUCUUAAUUGAUGAUGAUGAUGGUGAAGAGUAUGUUAAAAUGCAUGAUGUAGUGCGGGAUUUUGCAUUAAACAUAGCUCCUAAAUACAACCACCAAUUCAUGGUAAAAGCUGGCAUUGGUCUACGAGAGUGGACAAACAUAGAUACAUUUGAAGAUUUCACAUGUAUCUCACUAAUGUCAAAUAAUACUAUAGAGCUACCUAAUGAGUUAGAAUGCCCAAAGUUACAGGUUUUGAUGGUGCAAGGCAGUGCUAAGAUUUGUUUUCCUGGGAAUUUCUUUCAAGGAAUGAAAAAUCUCAAUGUUUUAAACUUGAGUGGAUUCAGGCUCUUUUCACUGCUUGAUUCAGUUUCAUUUCUUUCAAAUCUUAGAACAUUAUAUAUUAGUGAUGGAGAGUUGGGUGACAUAGGAGUAAUUGGAAAGCUAAGUAAACUAGAGAUUCUUUGUCUCUCCGAAUCUAAUAUUAAGGAGAUCCCCAUAUCCUUUAGCCAAUUAAGUAAUCUCAGACUACUAGAUUUGAACGAUUGUUGGGAGUUAACACUAAAAUCUCGUGGUGUUAUAUUCUCUCUUAAAAAGUUAGAGGAGUUGUACAUUAAUAGAUUUUGGGAAUGGGAAUCUGAAAGUGAAAUUUUGAAAAGCAAUGCCAAUCUUGUUGAGUUACAAGCCUUGUCUCGAUUGACUCAUUUAGAGAUUUCUAUUUCAAACCUUGACCUCUCACCAAAAUUGUUAGUAUUCCCAAAUAACCUGUCCAAAUUUAAAUUAAGAAUAGGUUAUAUUGAAUAUAGUAACCAUUUUGAUGAAUAUUUGGAUGGGAGUAGGUACUCAAGAUAUAUGUGUGCCUCACAAACCAACAUUUCAAAAAUACAUGACUGUUGUUGGGUUAAAGGUUUGCUCAAAAGAACCGAGUGCCUAAUUUUAAAGAAAAUUGCUAAUUUAGAGAGCAUUAGCCAUAACCUAGUUGAAGACGGGUUCAAUGAAUUGAAGUAUCUUGAUAUCACAUUAUGUGAUGAGAUAAAGUAUCUCCUAAAUGCAAUGGAAGGGACACCAAACUCAACUUUCCACAAUUUAGAGGAAUUGAAUAUCUAUUGCAAUCCCAACUUGGUUGAACUAUGUCAUGGACAACCUCCAGCCCUCUCUUUCAGUAAAUUAAAAGUUUUAAAAGUUACAAGUUGCAGCAACAUGUUAAGUGUUGUACCAAGUCAUUUGUUACAGAGCUUACAAAAUUUUCAAACUUUUAAAACAUAUGGCUGUAGAUCAGUGGUGUAUAUAUUUGAUUGUAAAGAUAUUAAGAUUGCAGAGGGAGAAACCAAGUUACUAUCAUCAUUAGAGCAUCUAGAAUUGAAAGAAUUGCCUGAGUUGUCACAUAUAUGGAAGGGUGACCAUCAAUCCAUAAGCCUUCAUAACUUGAAAGAGGUAAAAAUUUGGUCAUGCAGUAAGUUAAUAAAACUAUUUUCACCAACUCUACUCCAAAGCCUUAUUUGUUUGGAAGAAAUAGAUAUAGCGUAUUGCAAUAAUUUAGAGGAGAUCUUUGAGAAGAAAGAAGCUUUGGAUGAGGAGUUAGACCACAUCAUAACUUCCCCAAGUUUGGGAAACCUGACAUCUAUGUACAUAGAGAAUUGUCAUAAAUUAAAAAACCUCUUCACCCCUUCCAUUGUCAAAUGCCUGGGGAAGCUCAAAAGACUUGAACUAUGAAGCUGCUCAACAAUAGAAGAAAUAGUCACAAAUGAGAAAAGAGAAAAAGAAGCAUCAGUAGAGAGGAUAGUGUUUCCUAGUUUGUACAUAUUGGAACUUGGAUAUCUAAACAACCUUACUUGUUUUAGCUCUGGAUCAUAUACUAUUGAAUACCCAGCAUUGGAGAGCGUACUGAUACGUGGAUGUGGAAAAAUGAAGACCUUUGGUUAUGGAGACCAAGUGACACCCAAGCUUAACAAAGUGCUUCUAGGAAUAUGGAAUGACCGUUGGAAUGACAACUUGAAUGCCACGGUGCAAGAGUUUUUCAAUGAACAGGCAAGUGUCCAUAGCACAAGGAGAUGGCAAGGCUCGCGAGUCCGGACUCCGGAGUCGUGUUUAUAGAAACAAGUGCAAAAGCAGGAUUCAAUAUCAAGCCUCUAUUUCGCAAGAUAGCGGCUGCAUUGCCAGGAAUGGAGACCCUUUCUUCCACAAAACAAGAAGACAUGGUGGAUGUCAACCUAAAGCCGACUGUGAGUUCAUCUCAGAUAGAUCAGAAACGAGGGGGUUGUGCUUGUUAAACAAAAUGUAGAAAAUAAUAUAGAAAGAAGCUACAACUUUGAAUCAUUCAACACUCUAAAGAGAAUUCAGCUAACUUGCCCACAACUUUUUGUUCAAUAUACUUUCAAGUUUUUGAGUAUUUUAAGUUGCUGAAGGAAUUAUCCUUCUGUUCCAGAAUACUAAAACAGAGUUCUGAUUUGUAUUUUUGAUUUUUCCCUUUUUUUUUUUCUUUUUUUGGGGUUCUUUUGAGGAACAUCUUUGAAAUGUUUGUAACUGAGAAGAGAUUGAUUCAUUUUUAGGCAUGUU
Molecule: messenger RNA, 2546 nt
Organism: Pistacia vera
Lineage: Eukaryota; Viridiplantae; Streptophyta; Magnoliopsida; Sapindales; Anacardiaceae
Product: disease resistance protein At4g27190-like
Exons: 3
Coding region: 54-1703 (549 amino acids)
Molecular function (GO): ADP binding
Source: RefSeq, a predicted model, not a curated record